AGCCAAAAAGCCUCCGGGAUCGCGAAGCAGGAGAGGGGAGACAGCAAAAUAUUCCGACUUGGGUUUGGCGUCGAAGCUGAGGCCAUAGAGGAAGAAGAAUAAGAAGAAAACGCUAAGACAUAGCGUAGACCAGCACAGAAGAUCGUCCGAAGCAAAAGAUUUGUUUUUGACCUUGAUUCCUUGUUCUGCUGCCACCCUAAAGGCAGGGGAGCAUAUGCACACACGCACACUUUUUUCUCUGUUCAAGGAGUUGGCGGUAGGAACAUGAUGCAUUUGGCUGGAACGUUCAAAUAGCACGAGCAUGAGAGGGAAGUUAGAGAAUAACCUCAGGAUAUGCAAGCUUGUCAAAAAGCAGCAUGAGCAACGAUAUGUUUGAUGUACAGAUAUUAACGGAGAAGUUGUUGAAACUCAACAAUUCGCAACAAAGCAUUGAAUCUUUGUCCCGUUGGUGCAUCUCUCACCGGAAGAAAGCAAAAGACAUCGUUGAAACAUGGGAUAAGUUAUUUAACUCUUCCCAGAAAGAGCAACGGGUCUCUUUUCUAUACUUAGCUAACGACAUCUUGCAAAAUAGUAGGCGGAAGGGUAGUGAGUUUGUCAAUGAAUUCUGGAAAGUUCUUCCAGCUGCUCUCAGGCAUGUUUAUGAAAAUGGCGAUGAAUAUGGAAAGAAAGCAGUGACCAGACUUGUUGACAUAUGGGAAGAAAGGAAGGUUUUUGGUUCAAGAGGUCAGGGUCUGAAAGAUGAAAUGAUGGGUAAGGCUCCACUUCCAUCCUCUGCAUCUGCAAGCAACGGAAAGAGUAAUCCUAUCAAGAUAGUGAAGAGGGAUGCCCAUUCUGUGAGAAUAAAACUGGCUGUUGGGGCCAUCCAGAAAAAAUAUUGACAGCAUUUCAGCCUAUUCUUGACGAACAUCUUGGUGAGGAGGCUGCCUUAACUAAGUGUCAUGCUGCUGUAAGGGAUGUGGGAAAGGUUAUAGAAGAUGUUGAAAAUACAUUGGCUCAAGGUAAGAGAGUUGCAAGUGAAACUCCCUUAU
Messenger RNA from Neltuma alba, 1028 nucleotides. RefSeq names its product regulation of nuclear pre-mRNA domain-containing protein 1B-like. The transcript has 6 exons. Gene Ontology annotation, molecular function: RNA polymerase II complex binding. Lineage: Eukaryota; Viridiplantae; Streptophyta; Magnoliopsida; Fabales; Fabaceae. Bases 357 to 878 code for a protein of 173 amino acids. Gene Ontology annotation, biological process: mRNA 3'-end processing. The record is from RefSeq and is a predicted model, not a curated record.